Messenger RNA from Carica papaya (papaya), 5159 nucleotides. NCBI's taxonomy places the organism in Eukaryota, Viridiplantae, Streptophyta, Magnoliopsida, Brassicales, Caricaceae. The record is from RefSeq and is a predicted model, not a curated record.
AGAUUGGAGAGGUUUUUGUUCCGUUUUCUCUGUUCAUUUUCCUACUAAUCUGAAGCUUCUUCCCGCCAAAUAACGCUUCAGGUUCUACGAACUCAAAUGUCUUGGCUCUCUAGCCACUACUCUUCACUGUUGAACCUCUGCUGCGAAACAAGAAACCAGCAUCAAGCAAAGCGAAUCCACUGCCACGUAAUCAAGACCCUCAUAAACCCAGAACCCUUUCUCUGCAACAACCUUAUAAAUGCCUAUAGCAAACUGGGCAACAUAGAUUAUGCACGUCGCGUGUUUGAUAGAAUGGCUCGACCAAACCUUUUCUCAUGGAACACUAUUCUCUCCGCGUAUUCCAAAUCUGGGCAUCUCUUGAAUAUGGAAGAUAUGUUUACUCGCAUGCCAAGUCGAGAUGGGGUGUCUUGGAACUCGCUUAUAUCCGGGUAUGCCUCUCAUGGUUUGGUUUCUGAGGCAGUUAACGCUUACAGUUUGAUGUUGAAAGAUGGGCCUAUCAAUUUGAAUAGAAUUACAUUUUCAACGAUGCUUAUAUUGUCUUCUAGUCGGAAUUGUGUUGUUUUGGGUAAGCAGAUUCAUGGGCAGAUAGUGAAGUUCGGGUUUGAGUCGUAUGUUUUUGUAGGCAGUCCUUUGAUAGAUAUGUACGCCAAAACGGGGUUGAUUUCUGAUGCAAAGCAGGUUUUUGAUGAGAUGUCAGAUAGAAAUGUGGUUAUGCAUAAUACUAUAGUUACAGCAUUUUUGCGUUUUGGGAUGGUUGAGGAGGCAGAAAAGUUGUUUCGAAGUAUGAAGGAGAAAGACUCGGUUUCAUGGACAACCAUGAUUACUGGACUUACCCAAAAUGGUUCGGAGAGAGAGGCUAUCAGGUUGCUUAAAGAGAUGAGAAUGGAAGGCUUGGCCAUGGAUCAGUUCACUUUUGGAAGUGUAUUGACUGCUUGUGCGGGGCUUAUGGCCUUGAAGGAAGGGAAACAAAUUCAUGCUUUUGUUUUUAGGACUGAUUAUCAGGAUAAUGUAUUUGUGGGCAGUGCUCUUGUUGAUAUGUAUUGCAAGUGUAAAAGCAUUAAGUCUGCUGAGGCUGUUUUGAAGAAAAUGAAACACAAGAACGUUGUAUCAUGGACUGCAAUGCUUGUGGGUUAUGGUCAAAAUGGGCACAGUGAAGAGGCUGUAAAAAUUUUUUGUGAUAUGCAGAGAAAUGGGAUUGUCCCAGACGAUUUUACUCUUGGAAGUGUAAUUAGCUCAUGUGCAAACCUGGCAAGCUUAGAAGAGGGUGCCCAGUUUCAUGGUCAAGCAAUAGUUUCUGGUUUACUUUCUUUUGUUACUGUAUCAAAUGCACUUGUCACUCUGUAUGGUAAAUGCGGCAGUCUUGAGGAUUUUACUAAGCUCUUCAAUGAAAUGAGCGUCAAGGAUGAAGUCUCUUGGACUGCACUUGUUUCUGGCUAUGCUCAAUUUGGAAAAGCGAAUGAGACAAUUGAAUUAUUUGAAAAAAUGUUAGAACAAGAUCUAAAACCUGAUGGGGUUACUUUCAUUGGGGUUCUUUCAGCUUGCAGCAGAGCAGGACUGGUGGAUAAAGGCUGUGAUUAUUUUGAAUCAAUGGUGAAAGAACAUGGGAUUACACCAACUCAGGAUCAUUAUACAUGCAUGAUUGACCUCCUCAGCCGAGCUGGAAGCUUGGAAGAAGCAAAAAAAUUUGUAAAUAGGAUGCCCUAUUCUCCUGAUACUAUUGGUUGGUCCACCUUACUUAGUUCGUGCAGAGUUUACGGGAAUUUAGAAAUUGGCAAAUGGGCAGCAGAAUCACUUGUAGAGUUAGAGCCCCAGAACCCUGCAAGCUACAUCUUACUUGCAAGUAUCUAUGCUGCUGAGCAGAGAUGGGACUCCGUGUCACAAUUACGGAGAAAAAUGAGAGAAAAGGGAGUGAGAAAGGAACCUGGAUGUAGUUGGAUCAAAUAUAAAGGAAAAGUGCACAUUUUCUCAGCAGAUGAUCAGUCAAGUCCAUAUUCAUGUCAGAUAUAUGUUGAGUUGGAGAAGUUAAAUCAGAAAAUGUUAGAGAAAGGUUAUGUGCCAGAUAUAAGUUCUGUUCUUCAUGAUGUUGAGGAAUCAGAGAAAAUAAAGAUGCUUCACCACCAUAGUGAGAGGCUUGCAAUUGCAUUUGGGCUGAUAUUUAUUCCUCCUGGCCUUCCCAUACGAGUUGUUAAAAACCUUAGAGUCUGCAAUGAUUGCCACAAUGCCACUAAAUAUAUUUCCAAAAUCACCGAGAGAGAAAUACUUGUGAGAGAUGCUGUUCGUUUUCAUUUGUUUAAGGAUGGAGUGUGUUCGUGCGGAGAUUUCUGGUGAUGGUUUUCACUUAAAAGAAUGUUUGGUCUUUGCUUAGGAGAGUGUUAAAAGCUAUUGCAGGUUAUGCUAAAACAUCUCAUUCCAUUGGUAAACAACCAAGUCCAUCAAUCAGUACUGAAAAGAGGCUACUUAAUAGGCAUACCAGAACAGCAGUUGGAGCGCAGUGGGCUAUACAUAUCCCUAUAAAUGUGAUUUGAAGGAGGUUAAUUCUCGAACUUGGUGAAAUUAAAUAGAGAUAAAUACCUAGUGAGGAACUGAGCUUAAUUCAGACCUCUUGGUUUUGUGAGGUCUAGAGGCAUUCAUUUACUGGAUAAAGAGUUUUGCAUUCUCUGCAAGAGCGAUUCAGAUAUCUAUUGAACAAUGCUCUGAUGGACUGUUGUACUAAUUGAGAGAGAGCAUGUACUAUGCGGGACGAACCAAAGCAUUAAACUCCUUGAACUGGUCAGGGUCAUGUCAGACUGUCAAUUGUUUGAGAUUUAUCCUCAUUGAUAGGCUUAUAGUACUUCGUUGCAAGCUGCCCAUGAUGAGUGGGGAUGCCUUUUCCUACGUAAAAAAAGAAUGUGCUAUGCGGAUGAAAGAGGAGAGGCGAGACACGAGGUCAGUUAUUUGAAGGACAGAGUUCUUUAGGAAAGGACGACAAUGGAUGCAAAGAAGAAGGAAAUUUGAAGCAAGAAAAGGGAGGCGAUCUGAAAACCCAAUGGAAACGGUAACAAGCUUGAGGGUGUCACGUCCAGAUGGGUUUCUGGAGCAGAAGAGGGCAUUGAUCUCUCCAUAAAAGGGGAACCUGAAUGAUGAUUUGCACCCCUGCGUAGGGGGAGGGAGGGGCCGGGCAGUUCAAGAACAAAAAGGGAGAAAAACUGAAAACUCAGAGAGAGAAGAAAAACCCUAAGCUUCUCUUCCUGUUUCCUUCAAGAAUCAAAGGAGGAAACCGCAAGAGGAGCUAAGGUAGUUGAGAAGAGAGAAAAAGAAGCAAGCUAAUAGAAUGAGGAAUGAAAGAGUAAGAAAGGAGCAAACUCUUCUUGUUUCCUUCAAGAAUCAAAGGGGGAAACAGCAAGAGGAGCUAAGGUAGUUGAGACGAGAGAAAAAGAAGCAAGCUAAUAGAACAAGGAACGAAAGAGUAAGAAAGGAGCAAAGACCAAAAGGUUUCAUCAGCCAGCAAAUUCACUCAGGAGAUUUCCAGUUUGGGCCCCUUAGGUAAAUUUCUGUAAAUCUUAAAAUUAAUUGGCAUAUGCUUUUACAAGAUUGCAAUGGAAAAGUUUUAAUUCUGGAAUUGAUGAAAGCAUGUUGUAAUCUGGAAGAAUGAAACUCAAACUGCCAUGAACUUACAUUUGACUAGGAUGACUAAGAUGAAAAAUGUGGAACUGAUGCUGUUUGAUUAGAAUACAUGAAAGGCCUCUGCAAUUCACUGUGGCCAAUAUUUCACUGAAUGCAUGAUUCCAGUUAGAGGCACAAUUCUUUUAUAUGUAUAAGGUCUUUAGAUCAAGUAUUAUGAUUAGAUGGUAAAGGGUUAAUUCUUUGACGUAGUGGGAAUUGAUUGGUCAAGUAAACUGUGAAAGAACUCUCUGAUUAUUACCUAGCUUAGGGCCAUUUGCUUUCUUACAAAUCUAACAAAAAUCCCAAGGACAGCUAUGGUGGAAUUUGAUUUUCCUUGGCUUGGGCACCCUCUUGAUGGACUGUAAUAGCUUCUUGUUUUGACAAAUUCAGACUUUGGAUUGUUUAUCUCUUAGUUGCCUCUUAUUUAUUAUUUGUUCCUCUUAAAGCCGAUAAACUUGGCUGCUAUGUCAUAAAAGCCCAUAGGCGUAAACACUGUUGAGAGGUAGUAUGGACUGAUUAAUCAUGAUUUCAAACUUUGGCUUUCAGGUCCAAACCUGAUCAUGGUCUAAAACAGCAUGGACACUGAAAAUUUUUCUCAAUUUCUGUAUGCCGAAUGUCGUUUGCUGUUUGGACUGAUUUCCCUUCUUGCUCCCUUUUACAUUCUGCUUGGGAUUCCUUGGUGUGGCACUGGCUUAUUGAUGCCCCAACACAAUGUCAUGUAGCACAUUUCCAUACUAGGAUAUUUUUUAUCUACACCAUACAUUCAAGAAAUUUUUAUUUCUGUUUGGUCCAUAUUUAUGUAUGUUUUUCUGUUUAGAAAUUCAUCUAUUUCUGCAAAUUAUAUUGUGGAAGACUGUGCAUUAUUUUCUUAAUGAAAUUACCCCACUACAUGGCCUACUUGGUGCUUGAAUGCACUGUUUUCCUAUCUCUAUCAUUUAGUCUUCCUUACCUGCUGCCUGCUCACCUGUUCUGGGUCAUCUUAAUCCUGUUGCUGUUAGACUCCCAUUUAUGCCCUACUAAUGAUUUGAAAAGAAUGAGGAUUCUAUUCCCUGUGUUUGUCUAAGGUGAUAUGAAAGAAAACACAUGCCUUCUUUUUUCUUUGAAAAUGGCGACGGCCCUCUUACUUCCACCAGAAAUUUUUUUUUUUUGAAAUAAAAUUAUUUGGGGAGUUCUCAGGCAGUUUAUGUGUUAUUAGAGGUUUGCAAAAAUUGUAAAAGAAUGAGGUGUGGAAGUCUGAUUUAUUUUGCAUAAAUACGAGUUUCAAAACUCAGUUUGGUUUAAUCUUUUUUACAUGAUCUGAUAAUGCUUUCUAGAUGUUGUUUCAUACCCAAAUUUAUUUUUGGUUUCACUUUUAGUUUGGUGCUGUCUCAUACAAUUUCUUUUAGGGCUCUAGGACGUAUUUUGGUCCAAUUUUUAUGAAUUAUUCUUUUUUUUUUUCAGAAAUUUCCUCCCUUUAAUUGCUAUCUUGCUGCUGCUCAUACUUACUAUUCCUCAUCUAUUAACCGGAAUUUUAUCUU